GUCUCUCUAGCCACGCAGCGUCUCUAUCGUAGGGUGGGCCGAUCUAGGAGAAAGAUGGCGGCCUCCGUAGCUACGUUUGAGCCACAGGCUUCGGCGGGUCCUCGGCCCCCAGUGUGUCUGUUGGUAUUGGGAAUGGCGGGAUCUGGAAAAACCACAUUUGUACAGAGGCUCACCGGACACCUGCAUAGCCAAGGCUCUCCACCAUAUGUGAUCAGCCUCGACCCAGCUGUGCAUGAAGUUCCUUUUCCUGCCAAUAUUGAUAUUCGUGACACUGUGAAGUAUAAAGAAGUCAUGAAACAAUAUGGACUUGGGCCCAAUGGUGGUAUAGUGACCUCACUCAAUCUCUUUGCUACCAGAUUUGAUCAGGUGAUCAAAUUUAUUGAGAAGGCCCAGAACAUGUCUAAAUAUGUCUUGAUUGACACACCUGGACAGAUUGAGGUAUUUACAUGGUCAGCUUCUGGGACAAUCAUCACUGAGGCCCUGGCAUCCUCGUUUCCAACAGUUGUCAUCUAUGUAAUGGACACAUCGCGAAGUACCAACCCAGUGACCUUCAUGUCUAAUAUGCUGUAUGCGUGCAGCAUCUUGUAUAAAACCAAGCUGCCUUUCAUUGUGGUCAUGAAUAAAACUGACAUCAUUGAUCACAGCUUUGCAGUGGAAUGGAUGCGGGAUUUUGAGGCUUUCCAAGAUGCUUUGAAUCAAGAGACUACAUAUGUCAGUAACCUGACUCGUUCCAUGAGCCUGGUGUUAGAUGAGUUUUACAGCUCCCUCAGGGUGGUGGGUGUCUCUGCUGUUCUCGGUACAGGCUUAGAUGAACUCUUUGUGCAGGUUACCAGUGCUGCAGAAGAAUAUGAAAGGGAGUAUCGUCCUGAAUAUGAACGCCUGAAGAAAUCUCUGGCCAGUGCACAGAGUCAGCAGCAGAAAGAACAACUGGAACGCCUUCGGAAAGAUAUGGGCUCUGUGGCCUUGGACACAGGGACUGCCACAGACAGCUUAUCUCCUGUGCUGGACCCUUCUGACUUGAUCCUGACCCGAGGAACCUUGGAUGAAGAGGAUGAGGAAGUAGACAGUGAUACUGAUGAUAUUGACCACAGAGUUACAGAGGAAAGCCAUGAAGAGCCAGCGUUCCAGAAUUUUAUGCAAGAAUCAAUGGCACAGUACUGGAAGAGAAGCAACAAAUAGGAGAGAGACUUGAGGAAACUUCAGUUGUUUCUGGAAGUCCCAAAUUUUGGAACUCUGUGUGAAGGAACUAUCCUUACCUCUCUGGCUGGGGGCUACCGUAAAGGACAAUUUUCUUCAGAGUAGUAGAGGUCCUGUACUAGAGAAAUCUCAUGAAUCAGAUGAAACCAGGCAUAGAAGACCCUUGGACCUGGAAGGUAGUUGCUGAUUCCUCUUAACCUUCCCGUUGGAAGGAUAUACUGACUGCUCUUUGAAGCCAAUGUCCCUUUAGGCCUGAAAACUUCAAGUUUUAUUAUUUAGAACUCAAGUACUUUUGCUGCUGAUGGAUGAAUGAGAGAGAGAGAGAGAGAACUUAUUUACUCUGUUGUUGACCCCUUCAAAUCUCUUUUAGGCUGGAUCUAUAGCUUCUGUUUUCCCAGCACCUUGCCGUAGACCUACACUAUGGAUUCCCCUCCUGUUAGGAGAAAGGGAGAGGGGAAAUGUAAGCUUGCCCAGGCUGGCAGUCAGUCAGUGUUGGUAUGAAAUGUGGCUCAAGCUGAGUAGCUCAUCACAGGACUCCAGGUCUGUUGAAGGAAGUGGGCAAAACCCAUGAUUAAUGAGUAAGAAUCCUGCCUUUGAUGGUGACUUGGAUAAGUGUUUUUCAGUUUAUCUUUAUAAGCUGGUCUGUCAUGAUUUCAGAUUAGAAAAUUAUAUCAUCCCAAGUAGAUUCACGUUUCUGGUUCAGCAGGGAAGAUUAAAGCCACAUGCCCAAACCUGUUUCAAUAAAGAGGUGAUGUUUAGUAAA
Messenger RNA from Trichechus manatus latirostris (Florida manatee), 1960 nucleotides. RefSeq names its product GPN-loop GTPase 1 (gene GPN1). The record is from RefSeq and is a predicted model, not a curated record. Bases 55 to 1179 code for a protein of 374 amino acids. The transcript is spliced from 14 exons. NCBI's taxonomy places the organism in Eukaryota, Metazoa, Chordata, Mammalia, Sirenia, Trichechidae. Gene Ontology annotation, molecular function: GTPase activity; ATP hydrolysis activity.